AUGGACCAAUCGCCUGCACCGUCGUUCGACCCUGCACUACUCGACAUGGAGAAUAUGACCUCCGAUAAGUGGUAUUCACUUAUAUACACCAGAAUAGUACAACAGGAAGAUAUUUUUGUUGGUGAUUUCAAAAAGAAAGUAGUCGAAAUCAUGAACAUGUGCAUGAACAAGCCUAAUGCAACAUUAGAAAGUAUACAACAAGAUAUUACAAAUACAAUCAAUGAAUCGCAAUUUGAAUCCGAACACCAAAAAUUUAUUGAUGGUAUAGUUGGAGGUACUUAUGAAUAUCUUUGCCAGUUCAUUAUUAAAAAUUCAAUGGAAAAUAUUAAAAGAACUCAAUGUGCUUUAAAUUGUUUUUCAUUAACAAAUAAUUUAAAUUAUGGUGCAAUAAAAUCAUACUGUAAUGAUAAUAUGUUGUUACAAGGAUCUUCUAAAUUGACUCAAAUCCAAUGUUUACCAGAAUCAAACAAUAAUACAACUGAUUCAGAUAAAGCAAUUCAAUCAUAUAUGUUGAAUAGUAAUUCUCCAAACGAUGAAAAUUCGGUGUUAAAUAUUAAAAAUACCUCCGUCAGUAAAAUAGAAACCACAUCAUUUAAUAACUAUAGGUCAACAUUACAAAUAAACAACUUGACUGUAGAUUGUACAAAUAGUUUACCAUUGUUAGAUAAUAUUCACACUAAUGAUAAUGUGGAUUCUGCUCAUUCAUCAAGAAUUAUCGACGACGAUGAACAAACUACAGAAGCUAUAAUAUCAUUAGCUUUGAAAAUACAACAAACAAAUUUUACUUAUGAUGAUGAAUUUGAAGGUGUUGACAUUAAUGUUAGCAAUGUGCCUACCACUAAUGAAUUUCAAACAACCAUAGAACAAAAUGGAGACCAAAAUACAGAUCCGCUUAAGCUGGAGGAAGAAUAUAAAAUUCAUAACAGUUUGAAACUUUUAGAAACUUUAGUUAAUAUUGAACAUGAUAAAUUGGAAGUUCAAAAAAGUUUGAAAACAGAAAAUGAAACAGAACCAAUUAUUCAGACGAAUGAUAAAAUGCGAUUAAAAAGUACUAAAAAAACAAAUAUCAGGAAGAAGAAAAGUCGAAAAUUGCAAGAAAAUAUAAUUAAAGAAGAAGAAAAUGAAGAAGAAUGGUUGCCAAGUACCGAUAAACAAAAUCGUUGUUCUAAAAAUAAAACUAAAACCAACAAACGUAAAAGCCAUACAGAUAAAGCAUCCAAAAAAAAUAAAAAAGUGAAAGUAAAAAAUACUGUGAACAAUUUAUCUACAAGUAACUCGAGCUGCUCUAUUGAAAUUCAAAAUGAUGAAGAUAUUUCAUUGGCAUUGAAAAGCCCUAGUUACACCAAAAAGCCCGAGACUAUAGUUUCUACUGUCAGAAAUACUAAAUCACUGGAUACUACAAGUUCUGUAAGAACUCAACUGGUAUAUCAUAAUACAAAAGACUGUUUACCAACUAAUGAAUUUAAAGGAUUUUCAGAUAACAUUGAAAGUAUGCCACAUGAUGAAAAAAAAAAUAAUCUUGCAGUUGCUGUUAAUAACUUAAAUGCGUUAUUAAUAAAAACUACUACUGUUGCUUCUACUAGCGGUUCUAAUGAAAAAGAUGACAUUAUUAAAAAUAAAUCAUCAUCUGGUCUCUCGGGUUCAUUAAUGAAAACUUCAGAUUAUAAAAAACUAUAUGAAAAAGACCGUAAAAGUUUAUUCAGCCCUGAUGUUGUCAUUAUUAAAAAUGUACCAUUAAAACCUUCAAAAGAUUUUUCAAAUGACCUACACAUAAAAAAAGAAGAUCAAGAUAAAAAGCCGAAAUCUAAAAUACAUAAGGAAGAAAGUAAUAACAAAACUUCUGAUAAAAAGAGAAAGUUAAGCAAUCCUAAAGUAAAGAGUACUAAUAGAAGUCCUAAAAUGACACAUAAUUCAAAAUCUAAGCCAAAUAAUGCAUUGACAUCAUUAGAACAGAAAUCGUUGUAUAAAAGGUCCAAUAAUAAAUGUAAGAGACUUAAAGUCACUAAUUCUGAAGGCAAAGCUAAGACUAAUUCUGUUAAUAAUGCAAACGAUGAGUCUAAUAAAAAUAUAUCAGAAAACAAAGUUUCCGAUAAUAUUGAUACUUUAGAACUUCAAGCGUUGGAUCGAACAAACUUUUUGGAAAAUAACGAGUUUGGAGAAGGUACUUCAAGACAUCAACAAUUGAACGGAGUGAAUGUUUUUGAAAAUAAAGAGUCUAAUAAGGAUACUUUGGAAUUCGAAGCUGAAUGGUUGAGAAAGAAAUGUGAGCUUUAUAAUAUUAAACCUAUAUGGAUUGUUAUUGAUCCAAACUGUAGAUAUUAA
Macrosiphum euphorbiae (potato aphid) is the source of this 2322-nucleotide messenger RNA. Lineage: Eukaryota; Metazoa; Arthropoda; Insecta; Hemiptera; Aphididae. The record is from the annotation of a GenBank genome assembly.